Helobdella robusta is the source of this 831-nucleotide messenger RNA. RefSeq lists its product as hypothetical. The transcript has 4 exons. The record is from RefSeq and is a predicted model, not a curated record. Lineage: Eukaryota; Metazoa; Annelida; Clitellata; Rhynchobdellida; Glossiphoniidae. Bases 1 to 831 code for a protein of 276 amino acids.
AUGGCCAAACCGAUAACUGAAACAAUUGCCGAAAUCACAUCAGGAGUCAGUGACGUCAUCUACAAAAGUGACAAUGACGUCAUUAAAAAUUACAAUUAUGACGUCAUUAGCAACAAUGAUGACAUUACGGCGGAUGAGAAAGGCGAGUCAAUCAACUAUAGCAUUAAAAAUGAGUUUAUCAACAACAAGCGUUUAGUCAGAGACAACCACAUACUGAAAAAUGAGUUUAUUUAUAGCAGCGAUGAUGCAACAAACAACUACAACAAAAAUGACGUCAUCAUCGGCAACAAGACGAGCGAAAUCAUCAUUACGGCCAGCAACAACAACAAAACCGACGACAUCAUCAACAAUAUCGUCAUAAACAACACAAACUACGGCCACAACAACAACAACAACAACGCAGGCAUAAUCAACAGUCUAACAAUCAACAACAACAACAAAAUCAUCAACAACAACAUCUUUGAGGACAGCGAUUACAACAACGUUAAUGUCGUGUUAAACAACAUCAACAACAUCUUUUUAAAAAACAACAACAGCUUCCUAAACAACAUAAACGACAACGACAACGAAAUGGGCAACUACAACAACCUAUCCAUAUCAACAUUCUUAACCAAAUCUCCGAUGUUUUACGUCCUAAAGAUGCUUAGUUUCAGUGAUAGCAUGCUACUCCUAUGUGUGUUUGUAACACUGACUCUGACGAAUCUCUACGGCAUUUUGAUGUUGCGGGCCUUUCACUGGGCUUACUUGUAUAGGCGACAACAAUGCACGCAAAACCAGCAGAAACACAAUCAGUCCAGUGAGAAGAAGAAGAUAUCCAUAACAAAAAUAUAA